Serpula lacrymans var. lacrymans S7.9 is the source of this 318-nucleotide messenger RNA. RefSeq lists its product as uncharacterized. The coding region runs from base 1 to 318 and encodes 105 amino acids. The record is from RefSeq and is a predicted model, not a curated record. NCBI's taxonomy places the organism in Eukaryota, Fungi, Basidiomycota, Agaricomycetes, Boletales, Serpulaceae. The transcript is spliced from 3 exons.
AUGAGCACAGAACCAUUACAACUGGGCUAUCUUAAUGAUGAUGGACCCUACGAGAAGUUUCUUACGGGGCCAUUGAAAGAACCAUACACAGAACGUCAGGUGACCAAUGAACCGUACGGAAAAGAUUUAGAGAAGCUCAUCUUGGAUCGUGUAAAUGGAGAGAAUGAUAAGUGUCGGCAAUGCUCAUCUGAUUAUCAAUGGCUUCCGGGCAUAAAACAAGGCGUCAAUUUAUAUAACGAAACCAAUUGGGACUAUCUGAGAGGAUGUAUUAUUGCUGACUUGCAGUUUCACGUUCCCCGGAAAGUGCUGCAAAACUAG